CAGAGGGGGGCCCCUCGCACAGUGCUGCAGCGCCUGCGGGCCAGGGACACGGCGCAACUGCCGGCUCCCUCCAGGGGCAGGAACAGCCCCCACCUAAAUCCCCCACUUACCUACAGCGCGUCUCCCGGACCUGCUCCCGGGCUGCAAAUAGCGCCCCCUCCCCCAUCAUCCUUUUGUGGGUUAAUGACAGAGAAAAUUACCAGGAAUCAAACCAAAACUUCCCAAUGAUUAAUUUCACGUUCACUGGCUAACAACUUUCCCAGAUGGAACUAGACACAUCAAUCAAUAGCACUUUUACUAAAAAGCCUCCUGAAGAUGCUGCAGAGAGUUGCAGAAAAAGAUUAUCUUUUCUAGAUUAUAUAAAUAUAUCAGAAGAUGACCACAAAUUAAGAGAGACCGUGAAAGUAAUUGCAGGAAAAGAAGAAACUGCAAAGGCUGUUUGGUUUCUUACCUUUGGCCUCUACUUGGUUAAAAGCUUUACUCAGCAACGCUUAAAUAUAGUAGGAGUGACCUACAACAGCAGGACUAGAAGACUGAUCCUUGUAGAUGGCAGAGGGUUGUUCAGCUUGGAUUUACUUGCUUCCAAGACUGUAGUUAAAAGGGAAAUGGAUUUUCACAAGUAUCAGUUCAACAUAGUGAGAUGCAUCACAUACUGUGAAAAAUUCAAUGUUUACUUUGUGUUGAGAAGAGACUAUUCACUUACGGUGUCUAAUAAGGAUUAUGAAGAGAUUUGCUCAGUAGAGAAUGUGGAGUCACAUUUCAUGACAUUUAUGGUAUUCAAUCCUGUGAGUGAUGAACUCAUUACUGGAGGAAUCAAAGGAGUAAAGAUUUGGAAGUUUAAAGAAACAGAAAAUACAGAUUACUCUGGUGCAGUUCACAUGUCCAAUUACAAACUUUUCCCCAGUGCAGAAUUCCCACACCUGAGGGAAAUGUGGUGUACAAAUUUGGAGUUGGAUAUCAGUAUGCAAAGACUCUAUUGCUUUUCUAAUUGCCACCUCUUCUGCUAUGAUACCAAAGGGAAUAUACUGUUUCAGCUAACCAACGCCCACCAAAGUACCAUUCUCUCCUGCGUCUAUUCAUCAUAUUCUAAUGCUUUGCUUACAUCCUCCAGAGACUCGGAAAUAAAAUCUUGGAAUGACCAGGGCUGUUUGCUGCAUGUGUUUCAUGGCCAUACCAAGUCUGUCACACAUGUCUUCCUUCACCCAAACACUUUGUCUUUAUUUAUCUCUGGAUCUUUGGAUGGGACAGUGAAACUCUGGUCCCUGGAUACAAUGGAGCUGUUUUACAGUUUAUCAUUGUUCACUGAAGGAAUUGUUUGGAUGGGCCUGACUGAAGAUAAAUUGAUAUACUGUUCUUCUGCCCAUAAUCUUCAUGUGUAUGACUUGAACCAUUUUACCAAAUUCUGGACUCGUGUCAGCAGUCAGAUUAAGGCUCUGUCUCUCUGUGGUGCCAAUGGCAAAUCCAGUAGGGUGGUAGCUAUGGGAUCUGACAACAGUUUAAGAAUUUUCUCUCUGCAUAAUGGGACAAAGUUAUGUACUGUGCUGCCGCCUCCCUAUCCCUCUCCGCUCCAGUCAGUUCUCAGCUUUGCCUAUAAUCGAACCAGUGGAACAAUUUAUUUCCUCCUGACUUCUUGGGAUAUAUGGGUCUACACAGCUAAAACUGAUCCUGCAUGUAGGGCAGCAGUAUGGACUAUUGAAGAAAUACACCAGCACCUAAACAGAAAACAUCCCUUAGCCUCCUGUACAGAGAAGAAUGAAUAUUUUCAACAUGCUCGAAAGGAGAGUGUAAGAGAUCCAGUGAAAUGUGAAUGCCUCUGCAGCCUGUCCUCUCCAAUAUGCUACUGGGUAGAUGACGGGCUGGUGUAUGCGGAUACCCAAGAAUUUCUGGUUCUUGGUAUGCAGGACGGAAGAAUCCUGUUUCUGCACACAUCCAUACAAAAUCUAGUAUAUUAUGAGUUGAAGGCCUAUAAAGAUCCUGUGAUUGGAUUAAAACAUGACAUAGAUCACCAUCAACUGAUAAACAUGUGCCAGGAAUCUGAAUACAAAUUGGUGCAGAUCCGGAGUUUACCUGCCUUGAAAUUGCUUCACCAAAUCAAUAUCCCAAAUGAAACUGUAGUUUUCACAAGGCUUAACAGUUCACUGUUUCUUGGCCUGCAUUCUGGAGCUGUGAAUCUCUUUGAUGUUCAUCAUGAAGGAGGCCCAAUGGAGUUUCUGAAGAAAAAUGAGAAAAAGUCAGGGGAAAAGGAAGAACCAGAUAUCACUCAGGAUUCUGAAAAUGAUCACAAGGGCCCUGUGGUAGCAGUGGAUGCCUGCAAGACCCUCUCUCUCUUUCUAAGCUGUGGUGCUGAUUACAUGGUGAAACUCUGGGAUAUUCAUAAAAAUUUGUUGGCCAACAUUCUGCUUGAUAGCACUCUCAGCUCUGCUUGUUUCCUGAACGAUUCUGGAGAUAUUUUAGUGGGUUUCAAAAAUAAUCUCUAUAUCUUGCCUCAUAGUAAGGCACUGGGUAUCUCAGUGACAGAUACAGAUAUUUCUGGAAUCUCAACAACAGAGUCUUUCAUUUAUGAAAACCAAGCUUUAAAUUACCAAAAGGAAGGAAAAACUGAUGUCUCCGAAGUCACUGACAUGGACUCUUAUCUGAUGCCUUACAUGGGAUUUAAUUUCACCAGUAACUUCACAGAAUUGCUGGUUUCACCAACAGGUGGAGAAAAGCUGCCCUGGAAGUUGCCGUUGGCCCCUUCACAGAUUUAUUGUUCUCCGAGUAUCUCAGCGACUUCACUGAAGAUAUUUGACUUUCUAUUCCAACCUGGACCCCUCAAGAUAGAUGAGCAAGAUAAGGCAGAAUUGUCUGAAAGAAUGAUCCUGACUGAUGAUAUGAAAUACUUGCUUGGCCCCAGAACUACACGAGAUGUGGAUUUGGAAAUUCCUGAGUUUGGAAUCUCCCCCUGUUCCUCUCCUCACAGUGUAUGUUCAGAGGCCCACCUUGAGGAAAAGGUUAGUGAAGCUGAGAGUGAAUCCCCUGACACAGAAUUAUUACAGCAUAUCCCAAGCACUGAACAGCACCAAAUCAGAGAAGAAUCAGACCAGGCAAGAACAUACCUUCAAACGGAGGGAGAUUUCUGUUUGGACAAAACUCAGGCCUUACAGAUAAAGCAGGAAACAGGUUCUAAAAAAAAGAAGAAAAAAGCUUCAAAGAAAGACAGCUUACCAUUCAGCAAAGAAAAGAAGGCCUUGAUGGCUAGAGACCUCAAGACUGUCUCCCCGGCCCAUUCGACUAUUCCUAUAGGAAAGAAAAUGAUUCCUACUCUUCCACCUGAGGCGGUGGCGCCAGCUGAGAAAAGGACCUUUCUGAAGAAGCAAACUUAUCAACCAAAAGAUGGUAGCAAUGUGACCUGGAGUGAUAAAGCCCUAGUGAGAUUGGAGACUUGGAGAAGAAAAGAAAAUGAAAGGACUGAACAUGCAAGAAAGAAGCGAGCAAUACUUGAGCUUCAGAAACUGCAGCAUCUCCAGUUUCCAACAAGUCACUGGUGCUGUACUCAACCAAUCACUUCCCAGCAAUAUCCAAAUAUGCAGAUUUCUGAAAACCAAUCUGAGAUGGAGUUUGCUGCUUGGAUGCAGCCUCACAGGAAGUCUCAGGUCCUUUCCUAUCCCAGCACUGUGAUGGAGGAGGCCCCCAUCAACUUUUCCAGGGAGUUUCCUUACAGACUAGCCUGGGGACCUGUGACCACCCAUGACCCAGAUUCAAAACUCCGUUACCCAAGGAUGAAGCUGGACACGUGUAAAGACGGCAAAGCAAGCAGCCUCCUUGUAGAGCGAAAACUACAACCAACAAGAUCAAUCCCUAGCAAGGGGAGGCACAUCUUGGUGAAUCCUGAGACUCCUUCAAUUUCCUCUACUCUGCCUAUAAGCAGCCCACUGGAGGACAGGUUGCUGAGUGUCCGAUUCCCUCCCAAAAAAGAAAGGAAACUUCAAACUCUGCCCCACUCUGUGUGCAGGCAGUCUCAGCGUCCUGCAGCAAUGCGACACACUCUGGCUUUAUAAAGGCAUUUCGGGGGGUGGCUAACAACACAACAAGACCGCUUUUCUAAUCCUGCAGAUCACAUUCUGCAAUGUAUUUUUACAAGCUAUAUUGUCUAUUUUUUCCUUAAUCUUGUAUUAAUACUCCAUAGUUGAUACUUGUUAGCAUCAAAGUGAAUAUUCAAUAAGCAACUAUAGCCAAAGGGGUUAGUGUUUCCUAGCUGUUAAUUACCGGGUAGGCUGAGAUCUAGGAAGUGGGGUUGUGGACAACUUUUAUGUCAAAACCCAUCUUUUCUAUUUUCAUUACCAGAGCAAAGCUCUCAGGAGAGUGUGCUGGCCUCUAGACCAUUUCAUGUGAACCUGGGAUUGUGCUGGGCCUCCCAAUAAACUGCACACCUGUAGCCAUUUUAAUAUAAAAUUGGGCCUUUAUUCCCCCAGCAAAAGGUCUUUGAGGAGGAGCUAGAUGAUCCUCUCUUCCCACCAGACGUCAUCUGAGGAGCCGGCAAGCAGGCUUGCUGUGCUUCCCAAUACAAGAAUGGUUUUUGAAGGAGGCCCGGUAGCUACACACUACCUGCCAUCUGAGACCUGAGGUGACUCAGUAGGGCCAGAACUCAUUGACAGGGUUUGCCUCCAUCUCAAGAUCGUGGGAUGGGGAGUGUGGCCUAGAACCCAUCACAUGGAAACUCCUCAAAGCCGGUAAAAUCCUUUAGGUCUUGCCCUCUCCUUGAAGACAUCUGAACUAAACAUUUCAGUGUGGAGAGCCAGGGAAACCAACGCCAAGCGCUACAAACCAGAUAAACUGAAAUUCUCCCCCAACUCCAGAUUCAUUUCAGUGAACAAAACCCAAGAGGUUUUAUGCAGUCCUGCUUGAGAACUCAAGCUCUCUAUCCAACCACUCAUAAAUAGCCAGAAACUACCCAAGUCAGAUUUCAUAUCACCCCAGUAAACUGUAACAGUAAUAAACGAAGAAAACAGAAAAUAUCAAAGGUUUCACUCUGGUUUUGUCUAUAUCCUCCUUUUCAUGCCAGCAAAUUAUUCUAAUGAACAGACAAGCAGGAUUGGUUCUCAUCAUUAGGCUAAGCUAACAAUGUUAUAUUGUUACUCUUCAAGAGUCCUGCUAAAUCAAGGCUCCUGCAAAAAGGUAUUACAGGUUCAACUAUUUCUGUCUGUUCCCAUCUAUUCUACUAUGUUGUGGAUUCCAAUUACAACACUGUA
Pelodiscus sinensis (Chinese soft-shelled turtle) is the source of this 5228-nucleotide messenger RNA. RefSeq names its product chromosome 11 C3orf22 homolog (gene C11H3orf22). Gene Ontology annotation, molecular function: protein binding. The record is from RefSeq and is a predicted model, not a curated record. NCBI's taxonomy places the organism in Eukaryota, Metazoa, Chordata, Testudines, Trionychidae.